AUGGCGUCAACGUGUAACCUUAGGGCCAUCAUUCACGCUUUCCUCGCCUUGCUGCUCUCAUUUGCCAGUGCAGGUUUCAGUCCGCUGUCAAGAACAAAUCUGGCCGUGUAUUGGGGUACUAACAACUCCCAGCAGAGGCUUUCAGCCUACUGUUCCAGCGACCUUGAGAUGUCCACUCGCGCGGCGUGGACUUACCCUGCCUGCCAGGUUAUCACAAUCAGCUUCCUGACCCAGAUCGUCAAUCCUAUGGUCAAUUUCGCAAAUGCUGGCGACAAUUGCACCGUCUUCCCGGGCACCACCUUGCUGAGCUGUCCACAGAUCGAGGAGGACAUACAGCUAUGUCAAAGCUCGUAUCAGAAGACCAUCAUGCUAUCCAUCGGUGGGGCGACGUACACAGAAGGAGGUUUUGGCUCUCCGGCUGGUGCUGUCGCCGCGGCGAACAAUGUCUGGGCCAUGUUCGGACCCCAGCAGGCUGGGAACACAAUUCGAAGACCAUUUGGAAAGGCUAUCGUCGAUGGGUUCGAUUUCGAUUUCGAAGUCACGACGCAAAACAUACAGCCGUUUGCACUUGAGCUCAGAGGACUCGUGAACGCAACAGCGGCAACGGGUGGAAAGCCUUACUACCUCAGUGCCGCCCCACAGUGCCCAUAUCCUGACAUAGCAGAUGACGCCAUGCUCAACGGCGGUGUCAGCUUCGACUUCAUCCAAAUUCAAUUCUACAACAACUAUUGCGGCGUCAGCAACUUUGUCGUGGGAGCUGCUUCCCAGCCCUCGUACAACUUCGACACCUGGGAUAACUGGGCAAGCACUGGAAGUGCAAAUUCUGACGCCAAGAUACUCGUGGGAAUACCGGCAAACAUUGGUGCUGGAGCAGGCUAUACCAGCGGAAAUAUCUUGCAGGCAGCACUUGCUUACAGCCGGGAUUUUCCCAGUUUCGGCGGUGUGAUGAUGUGGGAUAUGAGCCAGCUGUACCAGAACCCUGGCUUUCAAGAGGAGGUCGUGCAAUAUCUUGGUAGCACUCCCACUCCCACCCCCCCUACGACCACAGCAAGCACAAGCACAGCGAGUCCUAGCACUGCCAGCACAGGCACAGCACCCACAACUACAUCAGCCACCUUGACAACCACAACCUCAUAUCCUCCUCCUCCUCCUCCUUCCACAUCAACAGCAAGCCCCACAACCACUCCUCCUGGGACUGGCGUACCUGAAUGGGGUCAAUGUGGUGGUUUAGGAUAUACUGGACCCACAAAUUGUGCAAGUCCAUUGUCGUGCCUCUGUCUGAGCACUUGGUGGUGUCACUGCGUCAACUCGCCCGCGUCUACGAUGAGAACUGUAGUCGCCCGAUCCACGACGGACCUCAUUGCGACAUCCAGUACGUCGACGACACGAACUGCGACUGAGACUGGGAAGCCGAUCCCAGAAUGGGGCCAGUGUGGUGGUAUAGGAUACACGGGGUCCACCCAAUGCAUCAGCCCUCUCUUUUGUGCCUGCAACAGCCAGUGGUGGUGUCAAUGCCAGAGCAGGCCCGGAAGUGGCGACUCCUCAACCCCCAUCGAGGAUCCCAGUGAGAACGUUGUAGCGCAGUGGGGACAAUGCGGAGGGGUCGGGUACGAGGGCUCGACGACCUGUACCAGUCCAUACUCGUGCGCUUGCAAUAGCGAUUGGUGGUGCCAGUGUCAGUAG
Molecule: messenger RNA, 1683 nt
Organism: Diaporthe batatas
Lineage: Eukaryota; Fungi; Ascomycota; Sordariomycetes; Diaporthales; Diaporthaceae
Exons: 4
Coding region: 1-1683 (560 amino acids)
Biological process (GO): carbohydrate metabolic process
Cellular component (GO): extracellular region
Molecular function (GO): cellulose binding; chitinase activity
Source: RefSeq, a predicted model, not a curated record